Drosophila hydei is the source of this 498-nucleotide messenger RNA. RefSeq names its product protease inhibitor carrapatin-like. The coding region runs from base 70 to 405 and encodes 111 amino acids. The transcript is spliced from 2 exons. NCBI's taxonomy places the organism in Eukaryota, Metazoa, Arthropoda, Insecta, Diptera, Drosophilidae. Gene Ontology annotation, molecular function: serine-type endopeptidase inhibitor activity. The record is from RefSeq and is a predicted model, not a curated record.
GUUUGUACUAUAAAUAGAAGUCGAUCAUUUUAAGAAGUUCAGUUUACUUUCUGGAUUGAGUUACACAAUAUGAAGUGCAUAAUUGCUCUGGCGUUGCUUCUGAUAUUGGCGGACUUGGCUUUGGUCCAGCACGUUGACGAUGAUGCCUAUUAUAAUUAUAAUGUACAAAAAUCUCAUUUUGACAAAAUCAACAAAGCCAUUUGCUACACGAAGCCAGACUAUGGAAAAUGCCAAGGAAAUCGUCAACUUUGGUUCUUCAACAAGUACAAGUCCAAGUGCGAGAAGUUCAAAUACUCGAAUUGCGGCGGAAAUCAAAAUCGUUUCUAUACCAAAGAUGAAUGCGAUAUAUUUUGCACCGAAAAAGUCAGCGAGUGGCUGAAAACAGAUAUUGGCCGUGCAGGUUGACGAAUAUUUAAUUAUUAUUAAUUAUUAUUUAAUUAUUAUUAAAUAAAAUAAACGAAUAAGAGUGCUCUAGUCGUAAGUGCCCUGCUAGAGUAC